AGAGAUGUUUCCUGGGCUGAAACAGCUUGCGAGUUGGUGACCUUCCCACCAUUUUCGUUCUAUCCCGACAAGGAGGUGCACGUUCAGAUAACUACCAAUCACUGGAACUCCACCAGGAGGAAUUUCGUGCACGAAGCCACCGUCUCGUGGGUGGAAAAUGUCAAUUACCAGAAUUUCAGGGUUUGUGCAACGGCUGCAGGAAGAAAUGACCGUGAUACGAAAGAAUUUGCUUCCGUCGACUGGAUGGCUUACCAAGGAGCUCCAAAUGGAGGUGUAACAGGAAAUACAAAUAUUCCACAAUGGUGGACUGGAACGAAGUGCAUAAAAAUUAGUCUGCCAACGGAUAAAUUUGCUGCUACACCCAUAAUUCUGGUGACAGCAGAUCACGUAACUUCAGCUUACAAGCACGACGCCGCCAGUCUGUGGGUAGAAAAUGCUACCAGAUCUACCUUUUACAUUUGCCUCCGAGAAUUACAAAAUUAUGACGGUCUCCAUGAGGACAUCCUUGUGAACUGGAUGGCUUUUGAAGAAAUUCAUCGCCCGCUUUUCUCUGAAAGUAGAAAAAUCGACUUUCCUAACAACAGCUCUGUUUCCGCAAACUACAAUGGUGCGUUCUGCAAGGUACGCUGCACAUGGCCUCCGCCUUGAUUUAGUACUAAUAAUUCUAAUUACCCUACCAGUUAUCUCUUAUUUUAUCAUUGUGUUCAUUCAUCACUUUUGCAUAAAAAGCCUCACCUGGCUCAUCAAUGCAAUUUGAUUGAGUAAAGAUUUUAGUAAAACAUGCACUUGUAGCUAAUAGACUUCCUGUUAACUGUUGCCUUAGUUGAUCUUUUUUAUUUCUGAUUAUUCGUUGGCUGCUUCCUUGGUUGCUUUUCCUUGCAGGAUGUGCAGUUCGUCAAGACUUACGACAAAAAACCUACGGUAAUAAUCGCCGCAAAUCACAAUUCAGAUGGAAACAACCUAAAGUCAAAGUACCUAUCUGUAACUGCAUGGAUAGAGCAUAUCAAGACAUCAGAAUUUCGUAUUUGUCUCAAGGAGUUGUUUGCUGCUCAGCAUGACCCUGUUACUGUCUCUUACGUCGUCCUGGCGGG
Molecule: messenger RNA, 1091 nt
Organism: Pocillopora damicornis (cauliflower coral)
Lineage: Eukaryota; Metazoa; Cnidaria; Anthozoa; Scleractinia; Pocilloporidae
Source: RefSeq, a predicted model, not a curated record